Mytilus trossulus (common blue mussel) is the source of this 1681-nucleotide messenger RNA. RefSeq lists its product as uncharacterized. The record is from RefSeq and is a predicted model, not a curated record. Lineage: Eukaryota; Metazoa; Mollusca; Bivalvia; Mytilida; Mytilidae. Gene Ontology annotation, molecular function: zinc ion binding. The transcript has 3 exons. The coding region runs from base 96 to 1649 and encodes 517 amino acids.
CUCAUGUAUUGCACAAUCUAUUGGAAAUUAUUUUUUAAACUGUUCCAAAAAGCGAUUUUUAUUUCACCACCAAACAAUCCACAAAGCUUAGAACCAUGGGUAAUUGGUUUAACAAAUCAUACCAGAAUACUGUUAAAUGUAAUGUUUGUGAAACCAUCGAUGCUGACAAUCAUUGCAAUACCUGUUUGUUUAAUCUUUGUCAAGAUUGCGUUCAUGAUCAUUUCAAAAACAGAUUGAGUAAAAGAAGGAAAUAUAAACAUGACAUUGUGGCUUUUUCACAGAAACAAACCAUGAUACAAUCCCCAGUAUGUCAACAACAUAAGUUUGUGAGAUGCAUGAGAUUUUGCAAACAAUGUCAAAUACCCGUAUGUCAAGAAUGUGGAUUAACUGGCGAUCAUCAAAGUCACAUAACACUGAAUCUUUCCAGUUACAUCAAUGAUCGAUACCAUGAAAUAAAUAAACAUAAUGCUAAUUUGGAGAGUAAAGUUAUACCAGAAUUUAAACAGAACAUUUCAAGGAUAGAGAACGCAAUCUCUGACACCACAACUGCCUAUGACGAACUGAAUAAAUCUAUCCAGAAUCAUAGAGAAAAUUGUCACAGAAAUAUUGAUGACAUUUUUGACAGAUAUCAGAGCGAGGCAGAUGAUAUAAGGAAAGAAGAUAUAUCUGCACUGUAUAGUUAUCAAUCACAUGAUAAUACAUGUUUAACACAAUCAUAUUUUAUUUUACAAAGAAAUAGAGAUAUUUUGAAUUCAGCAGAUAUUAACGAAGUUGUCAAUUAUCGUCACAAAAAAGGAGACAAUAUUUCUGAAUUUGAAAUUGAACACCCUAACUUUGAAACGAAACCCGUUGAUUGGAAGAAGUUAUACUUCGAAAAGAUUGUACCCACUAAAGCAUGUAACUUACCGGGAGAUCAGUUUUGGGUUUGUGGACAGGACAAUAUGAUUGCGCGCAUAAAUAUGAAUGGAGAAGUUCUAGAAACAGUUGGCCUGCCAAGAAGUGAACAUGCAAAUGACAUUUCUAGUACAAACAACGGGGAAUUAAUCUUCACAGAAGGGAACUCUGGCAAGGUUACCAUCAUUAAAGAAGGAAGGACAGAAACUUAUAUAGACGUAGGUCCUCAGUGGUACCCGAGGGGUCUACAUUGUACAAAAUCAGGGGAUGUUUUAGUUACCAUGUCUGAUAACAGUUAUACGAAUUAUAAAAUCGUCCGGUACACAGAUGGAAAAAGAGCUCAAGAAAUUCAAAAUUAUGAUAAUGGAAAACCUUUGUUUCAUCCCGGUCUCGGAAUUUUAUUUGUAACCGAGAACAAAAAUGGAGACAUUUGUGUUUCAGAUACGAAUGGACGCGUAAUAAUUGUUUUAAACGAAUUCGGAAAUUUCAAAUUUAAUUACAACUCUUCCAAGGCAUUUUGUGAUUAUUCACAAUUAACAGCGUUUGAACCAGGAUGUAUAGUAACAAACAGUAGGUGUCAAAUGUUUUUCACUGUACAAAACUUGAUAUUUGUCGUCAAUCAUAAAGGACACUUUGUACAGUGUAUUGAUAAUUGCCACCUGACAAUGGCGUCUGCUCUGUGUUUGGACUACACGGAAAGAAUUUGUGUCGGAGAGUUUGAUAAAACCAAUUUGAAAAUCAUUAAGCACAGAUAAUCAACAAAAUUUCAAUAAAACAAUUGAUUUUA